This is a messenger RNA of Malania oleifera, 2205 nucleotides long. Its product is annotated as isocitrate lyase. NCBI's taxonomy places the organism in Eukaryota, Viridiplantae, Streptophyta, Magnoliopsida, Santalales, Ximeniaceae. The transcript is spliced from 2 exons. Gene Ontology annotation, molecular function: isocitrate lyase activity. Gene Ontology annotation, cellular component: glyoxysome. The coding region runs from base 71 to 1810 and encodes 579 amino acids. Gene Ontology annotation, biological process: carboxylic acid metabolic process. The record is from RefSeq and is a predicted model, not a curated record.
CUGCAUGAACCUCUCUUGUAUAGUUUAAGAAGAAUAGCUUUGCUUCGGAAAAAGACGAGUACUUCUGCCCAUGGCUGCAUCUUUCUCAGUCCCUUCCAUGAUGAUGGAGGAAGAAGGGAGGUUUGAAGCAGAAGUCGCAGAAGUGCAAGCAUGGUGGAAUUCGGAGAGGUUCAGGCUAACCCGUCGACCAUACUCGGCCAGAGACGUGGUGGCUCUGCGAGGCAGCCUUCGACAAAGCUACGGUUCCAACGAGAUGGCGAAGAAGCUGUGGAGAACCCUCAAGACCCACCAAGCCAAUGGCACUGCCUCGAGGACUUUCGGUGCACUUGAUCCUGUUCAAGUCACCAUGAUGGCCAAGUACUUGGACACCAUUUAUGUCUCUGGCUGGCAGUGCUCGUCCACCCACACCACCUCCAAUGAGCCGGGACCUGACCUUGCUGACUACCCUUACGACACCGUUCCAAACAAGGUCGAACACCUCUUCUUCGCGCAGCAAUACCACGACCGGAAGCAGAGGGAGGCGAGAAUGAGCAUGAGCAGAGAAGAGAGGGCUAGAACCCCUUUUGUUGAUUACCUGAAACCCAUCAUUGCUGAUGGGGACACCGGGUUUGGUGGUGCCACCGCAACCAUUAAGCUUUGCAAGCUUUUUGUGGAGCGGGGAGCCGCCGGGGUUCACAUAGAAGACCAGUCCUCGGUAACCAAAAAAUGUGGUCACAUGGCAGGAAAAGUUCUUGUUCCAGUUAGCGAGCACAUAAACAGGCUCGUUGCGGCGAGGCUGCAGUUUGACAUAAUGGGGGUGGAGACGGUCUUGGUGGCUCGAUCCGACGCAGUGGCUGCGAACUUGAUUCAGAGCAAUGUGGACACGAGGGACCAUCAAUUCAUAUUGGGGGCAACUAACGCAAGCCUCAAGGGGAAGAGUUUGGCUACUCUUCUGAAAGAAGCAAUGGAUGCUGGCAAAACAGGAGCAGAGCUUCAAGCCCUGGAGGAUAAUUGGCUUUCAGUGGCACAGUUAAAGACAUUUCCUGACUGUGUCGUCCAAGCGAUUAAGUCCAUGAACAUUGGGGAGGAAGAGAAGAGGAGGAGACUAAAUGAGUGGAUGAGCCAUUCUGCUCACAACAAGUGCUUGUCCAACGAGCAAGGCCGGGAAAUUGCUGAAAGAUUGGGGCUCAACAACCUCUUCUGGGACUGGGAUAUGCCCAGGACUAGAGAAGGGUUCUACAGGUUUAAAGGAUCGGUAACAGCUGCGAUUGUGCGCGGCUGGGCUUUUGCUCCUCAUGCUGAUCUUAUCUGGAUGGAGACCUCGAGCCCAGACUUGGUGGAGUGCACCCACUUUGCGGAAGGAGUGAAAUCGGUACACCCGGAGAUCAUGUUGGCUUAUAAUCUCUCUCCUUCCUUCAACUGGGAUGCGUCGGGAAUGUCCGAUGAACAGAUGAGGGAUUUCAUCCCAAGGAUUGCAAGGCUCGGUUACUGCUGGCAGUUCAUUACGCUAGGGGGUUUCCAUGCCGAUGCGCUGGUGACCGACACUUUCGCAAAGGAUUAUGAACGGCGAGGCAUGCUGGCCUAUGUGGAAAGGAUCCAGAGGGAGGAGAGGAACAAUGGAGUUGAUACACUGGCUCACCAGAAGUGGUCUGGUGCAAAUUAUUAUGAUAGAGUUCUUAAGACUGUCCAGGGAGGCAUCAGUUCCACUGCAGCCAUGGGAAAGGGUAAGCCUCCCCCUGCUUCUCACUCAAACAUGACUACUCAACUGCUCACAAGUAUUGCAUGGCUCAAAAGAUUGGUACGCUCCAACCAGUGCAAUGAAAAGCAGUGAUUCCUGCAGACACUUAUUUUAUGUUGAGAGCUUGGAUUUUAAGUUUAAGGCUCAAAAUCCACGCUUCCAAACACAAGCUUGUGAAAUCACUAAUGCUUUGUUCAUACUUCACUAACAAUAUUAGCAGAAAGCAGCCAUUGCUCAUAUUCUUUCCAUCUUUUGCCUGCAGGAGUAACCGAAGAACAAUUCAGAGAAACAUGGACUCGUGCAGGCACAUCUGAAAUGGCAGGAGGAAGUGCACUGGUUGCAAAGUCAAGAAUGUAGCUGGGAGAGCUACAUUUGGGCCAUGAUGAUCAAGGGUUAAUUAUCAAAGAACCUUAUUUAUUUAAUUCCUAUUUUCUGAAAAUGAGCUAAAAUAAUUAAAUUCAAAUAAUUCAUCGUGGAUUUGGUGUUCA